Molecule: messenger RNA, 1031 nt
Organism: Drosophila obscura
Lineage: Eukaryota; Metazoa; Arthropoda; Insecta; Diptera; Drosophilidae
Gene: kappaB-Ras
Product: NF-kappa-B inhibitor-interacting Ras-like protein
Exons: 2
Coding region: 72-701 (209 amino acids)
Biological process (GO): canonical NF-kappaB signal transduction
Molecular function (GO): GTPase activity; GTP binding
Source: RefSeq, a predicted model, not a curated record
CAAUACAUAUCGAUAUUUGAUAUAAACAAGACGACGACAACAAUCCAAAAAGAAAAAACUAAAAAAAAGAAAUGCUCAAUGCGAAAAUUGGUAAAGUGGGCAAAGUGUUGGUAUGUGGCAUGAAAGGCGUGGGGAAGACGACAGUAAUUGAGCAGUUGGUUUAUGGCAACCUGAAUCCGGACACAGAACUCCAUCCUACCAUUGAGGACAUCUAUGUUGCCAGUGUCGACACUGGUCGUGGAGGCGCUCGGGAGACGCUACGCAUCUACGACACGGCUGGACUGCAGGGCGAGCAGGCGGCCCAAUUGCCUCGGCACUACUUACAAUUCCCUGACGCAUUCGUAUUGGUCUAUGACCCCAUCGAUCCACGAAGCCUAGAUAUGCUGGCGGACAUUAAGACAGACAUUGACAAGCAUAAGGAAAAGAAGGAAAUCCCCGUCAUUGUACUGGCCAAUGUGCGGGCCCGGGGUAAAAGGGACACGACACCAGCAAUGCCCAAUCCCGUCGAAAAGAUUAUGGACCGGGCAAACAUCUGGUGCCAGCGGGAGCGGAUCAAGCACUACACAGUCAAUGGUAUGGAGCGUCCUUCACUGUACGAGCCAUUCACAUCUCUGUGUGCUCGUCUUCAUCCAGCACAGACGAAGAGCACGUUCCCGCAACUGCGCCAGGUCAUGCAGAAUCGACAAAAGAGCGAGGCGUAGCCGUAGCCUUCGACUAUACAUUUUUAGCCUAAAGCCGCGAAGUACUACGUUUUGGGUAUGGGGGUAUUAUUUAUGUGUUAUUAUGCAUUGUAUUUAUUAUGGUACUUUUGUGUGGGCCAAAGCCCGGCUGAGAUUUACUAAUAUUUAUGUUUGUGAGUGUCCAAUUAAAUAUUUAGUAUUUAUUGCAAAGAUUCCAAGUAGGAAUUUACUUCUGUUAAUCCUCCAAACUGGCUAGUAUGAAAUAGCUGGUUUGUAUGAAACUCCCAGUUGGCUGAUGUGAAAUUGUGACAUAACCUUCACUUUAGAAAGGAAACAAUGAAAUCAGCAGAA